UGCCUGUCAGCCUCUUCAGGCGUCUUUUCCUUUCUGCCCCUUCUCUCGCUUUCAGUGCCCCAAGAGAACUCCGGAAUGCAUCCAAGGCUCUCCCUAGCUACAUUAUGGCUGGCUGGCUGUUCGUGGUUGCUCAUAUGAUGAUAGGGAACACAUUCCCAUUCCAGGAAAGCGACUGGAAAAAUGGGAUUGCCCUGGCGUCGUCGAAAGGCAUAGAUGGUUUCGCACUUGACAUUGGCCGAGAUGGCUGGCAGCCGGGCAGGGUAGCGGACGCCUAUAAGGCGGCAAUCGGGACGAAUUUCAAGCUUUUCCUCACCUUCGACAUGGCGUCUCUUCCUUGCCAAAAAGAAGAAGACGGGGCAAUCCUUCGUCAACUUGUAACUGCUUAUGCCAAGCACUCGAACCAGCUGCUUUACAACGGAAAACCUUUUGUCUCGAGUUUUGGUGGACAGAACUGCAGGUUUGGGACCGACCAUAUGGACGAAGGCUGGGCGAACGUGUUGAAGAAGGACCUGACAUCCGUACACUUUGUUCCGGCGUUCUUCAUGGAGCCACCCAUUUUUCCUAGUCUCAAAUCCAUCGACGGCGCCUUUGCUGGGGACUCAUCGUGGCCUAUGGGAAACUACGACAUCAACUCCGGAUAUGACGACGAAUACCUUAAAUACCUGCCAGGGCGGACGUAUAUGGCCGGUGUCUCGCCGUGCUUCUUCACUGACUAUGGCCACGAUACCUUCGAUAAGAAUUUUAUUUUCCGCUCCGAUGGUUGGCUUCCUGCCACCAGGUGGGAACUUAUCCACAAGUAUCGGAACGAGAUCGACAUAGUGCAAAUCAUAAGCUGGAACGAUUUUGGCGAAUCGCAUUAUAUAGGGCCUAUCGUUGGAGCGCAACCUAUGUCCGAGGCAUGGACGACGGGAUUCGACCAUCAAGGUUUCCUCGACCUUAUGCACUAUUAUAUUAUCGGCUAUAAGACAGGCAGGUUCCCCGAAAUUCAAAGCGACCGAAUUUUCCUCUGGGGAAGGCUAUACCCGGCGCAAGCAGACGCCCCGGACCCUAUUGGCAAGCCUAUUAACUUCCAAUGGGCGAAGGACUGCGUCUGGGGUCUUAUAUUCCUGACCGACCCAGCCCAUCUUGACCUGUCGUGCGGUACCAAGAACCUGAGCGUACAAUUACCUAGCGGGGUCAACAAGGUCAAUCUACUUCUGACGGAGGAUUGCAGCGUCCGCGCUGUGCUGACGAGGAAGGGCAAAACGGUUCUCGACUUCAAGCCCCCUGGGUACAACUUCGCCAGGUUCCCUAAGAACUAUAAUUUCAACGCCUUCAUCGCCGCGUCUCCGCCAUAGG
This is a messenger RNA of Cyclocybe aegerita, 1338 nucleotides long. The record is from the annotation of a GenBank genome assembly. NCBI's taxonomy places the organism in Eukaryota, Fungi, Basidiomycota, Agaricomycetes, Agaricales, Hemipholiotaceae.